Molecule: messenger RNA, 964 nt
Organism: Populus trichocarpa (black cottonwood)
Lineage: Eukaryota; Viridiplantae; Streptophyta; Magnoliopsida; Malpighiales; Salicaceae
Product: putative disease resistance protein RGA4
Exons: 1
Coding region: 65-643 (192 amino acids)
Source: RefSeq, a predicted model, not a curated record
GAAAUACCAACUAUACCCUCUAUAAAAAAAAUUAGAUAUCCAGGGAGGGAAUGUGUCAUUGCUGAUGUCAGUUGGGAAUCUCGUUUCUAUCACUUCUCUUCAUAUUUCAUGGAUUCCCAACGUGAGGGAGCUUCCCGAUGGGUUAUUGCAAAAUCAUACGCUCCUUGAGGAUUUACGAAUUUUUUAUCUGCAAAAUCUACAAUCUUUGUCAAAUAAGGUAUUAGAUAACCUUUCUGCUCUUAAAAGUUUGUCCAUUCAGUGGUGUGAUGAACUUGAAAGCUUGCCAGAGGAAGGUCUUCGGAACCUCACUUCUCUGGAGGUUUUACACAUAGCUGAUUGUGGAAGAUUAAAUUCUUUGCCAAUGAAUGGGCUGUGUGGCUUAUCUUCUCUUCGUCGCUUUUUGAUUCAAGGUUGUAAUCAAUUUGCAUCGCUAACUGAGGGAGUGCGACAUCUGACAGCACUUGAGUAUUUGGGGCUUUAUCGAUGUCCCGAGCUGAAUUCAUUGCCAGAUAGUAUCCAACAUCUCACUUCUCUCCUAUCUCUAGUGAUCUACGAUUGUCCAAAUUUGGAGAAAAGGUGUGAGAAAGAGAGAGGAAAGGACUGGCCUAAGAUAGCUCACAUCCCUGACAUUGAAAUCAACUGAAAAGCGAUCCAAGAAUCCUUGAAUGGAUUGGACGCAUCAACAUUGGAAUGACGGGGACAUUGGGGAUUGUAAUAGAUUACAGCAAUUGGACUUUUUGGCAUUGCAUUUAUGGGUAUAAAGAUUUCAUCUUAAUUUCCUUCCCCGCGUAUUUUCUUUUGGUGAAAUUGUUGUUCAUGCCUUUUCUUUCUUUACUUAGCCUUGUAAAUUACAAGAGCGAGACCACAUGAACCUUGAGUUACCAUUACCUUGUACUUGCAAUUCUACUUCAUACUAUCUUUGUUUGUCUUAUUUUAUAAAUCAUAAAUAUCUUCAUUUUGAGGA